AUGACAAAGCUGGAUAACAAUGUUGCCGCAUUCCUCGGUGAUCCACGAUUUCCCACAAUCGCCAUGAACUCGCCCAGAGGCGCCAAGAUCCAUCUCUACCAAGACUUGUACAAACAAUACUCGCGUCUGCAGUUCUCUAGAAAUGAAGACAGACCAUUCGGUAUAGCUGGUCUUGAGAAGAGGCUCAUCCAAAGCUUCAAGACCCACGGCGGCUACGGUGUCUUUGACGAUGGCGGUGGAUUGCUACGACGCAGCCUUCUUUGGCAGAGAGGAUCUGAUUCAACUCUCGAUAGAAUCAUCUUCCCUGCCGAAAGGGACCUUGAAGUUCCUACAUGGUCGUGGAUGGCCUAUAAAGGAGGAAUCGACUAUCUAGAACCUCCGUUUGAUGGCGUGGACUGGGAGAAGAGCGAGAUCCAGUCGCCAUGGGCUAACAAGUCACCGGAUGGGUUCUAUCACACUUCGGACAAAAGCCUGGGCAUGAGCCUUAGCGCCAUUGCUCGUGAGUUUUCUCAGCUCGACAUCGACCACUCGGCGAGCAAGCUCAUCUUUGACAACCCGGCAAAAAGCGAUGGCCAAUUACCAAACGUCUAG
Messenger RNA from Colletotrichum fioriniae, 591 nucleotides. Lineage: Eukaryota; Fungi; Ascomycota; Sordariomycetes; Glomerellales; Glomerellaceae. The record is from RefSeq and is a predicted model, not a curated record.